Molecule: messenger RNA, 2323 nt
Organism: Marchantia polymorpha subsp. ruderalis
Lineage: Eukaryota; Viridiplantae; Streptophyta; Marchantiopsida; Marchantiales; Marchantiaceae
Source: the annotation of a GenBank genome assembly
CAGAACUCUGGCUCGGCUCGAUCUGGUCGUUCUUGCAUCUCGCGUUUCCUCGUCGACGACACCCAUUCGCGCUCGUUGACUCGUGCCUGCGAGCUUUGCCAAUGCUGCAGCAGCUGGUUCUCAUGGAUCUUCCCGUCCUCCUCUCUCGACCGCGUCCGCACCGCACUCGCUCGGGGCUUUCUUGCUUCGAGAAGCCAUGUCGCUGGCGGGGAGGCCUCUGACGGACGCCAAUUCUUCCGCGUGGGACCUUCUCAAUCUUUUCCGAAGCUAAAUUCAAAUGUGCAUUUCGGUUCUCGAGCGAGAGCUUUCUGGUGACUCCUGUCGAGUCGCAAUCUCGAUUCAUCCUCUCUCCUCGACCGCGAGUCAGAGCGAUCGAGGAGACAGGUACCUGUUCGCUAGAAUAUCAUCAUUCUUUCUCUCUGGGUGUAGAGAUAUCUUUUCCAUCUCCUGACUCGACAGGAAGCGGGUCCAUUGGAGCAAUGGCCAUUCAUAGCCAAGGACUUCAGUUUCAGGCGUUUCCAAAUCAAAGAAUUUCGAAAAUUUCUGGCGCCACCAGUAGUCUGUCAGCAUCUGUGGCCGGUAGCGGAUUCUCUCAGUCUCCAUAUUGUAGAAUAUCUCCUUCUCCCCGCUCUUCAAACUCACUGAGCUCGGCUUUUUCUGCCAAAUGUUCUCUGGCUCCUACCAGCAAUGUGUUUAGUUCAUCGAUGUAUUCUGGUGAUGGAACUUCCAAAACCUCUUGCAUUUCCUCCAUUCCCUCACGGAACGGAAAAUGCUACCGCACGUACAGGGGACAUGUGUUAGUUAGCCAAGGACAUUUCAGGCACAUGCUUCUCAUCUCGCGAUCUUUAGAGUGUAGUCCGGGCUCCACCACUAGCUUCUUGCCCUUGGCAGUGUCCAGGUUUGAAUUUCACGGACGAAGAGUAAAAAAUGUACUAUACAGAAUAAUGAAACUUUCCACUCCAUUUUGUUUGUCUUGGUCGAUGAAGAAAAGUAGACCUGUGUAUUUGAGAGUUAGUCGAGCAUCAUCAUCUGGCAUGCGCCAUGUAUCGAUGAAUCAUCGGUGCCCUUACAAAUUGCGCAAGUGUUUUGUAACGUCUGCCUCCCUGGUUUCUCGGGUAGAAUUUAACCACUUUGUUUACAACAAGGUGUUCCGAGGAAGUAGAGGUUUUCAGACCGCUUCCGAUGCGGUAGGCCUUUUUAACAUCAUCCAAAGUUUAAGGUCGCAAGCAGAGGGACAUGGGAUCCCGGAGAAGGUUAUGCUGGCAGAGGAAGUGACGAUCAAUGAUGAGCAGAUGUGGGCCUCCGGAGACAGACGAAGAGAUUACUUGGCAGUUGGGUAUGGAUGGCGGGUGCGCGCUGCAGCUUUGAACAAUCUGGAGGAGUUAAUGAGGGUGGCCGACAUUCAAACGGAUGCUUUUCACAUCACUGCUGCUGCAUUUGAUGACCUGUUCUAUAAACUUUUCCAUGCAGAAGUACUGAGCAGUCUCCAGUACAAGGCUAGACAUUCUCCUCCAGAUAGGUACUCUUGCCUCCUCGCAGAAAAGGACCCAUCACAACCCGGAUACCUCGAAGAUUUUCUCGAGGACGGAGAUGAGACAAGAAUUGUUGGGGCUGUUGAUGUGACAGCUUUGAUGGAUAGUAACAUCGUGUCCCUCCUUCCAGGAGCAUACGAAUACCUGUACAUCAGUGGAAUGGCAGUUGAUUCUGCAUAUAGGAGGCGGAGUGUGGCGACAUUGCUCCUGGAGGCAUGUAUUGCACGAGCUUCAGACUGGGGUUUCAAGUACCUGGUACUCCAUGCAUACGAAGAUGAUAUUGGGGCGAGAAAUCUUUAUUCCAGAGCAGGUUUUCGUACCGUAGGUGGGGAUGCCUUGUGGAUGACAAAAUUUUUAGGACGGAGAAGACGAGUAGUCAUGGCCAGGCGAACUGUAGAGGUUCUGGAUACUACUUGAGGUCUUCCAUAUAAUAUCCACAGUCUGGUAGUUGUGAUUCAAAGCUAUUGAUUUGUUGCCAGUUUGGUGAUGCCUUUGUACUAUUCAAGAUUGAUCUCCAAGUGGUUCAUAAUGUGCAUAUGACAAGUGAUACUACUCGAUCGCAGAGAGUUAAGACUGCUUCACUCUUCUCAUGCUGCUAUAAGAUUCUGAAAAUCUGUCGUUGUAUCAUCUCAAUCUCUGAGGGGGGCUCAGACAUCAAAGGAAGUGUAUGUAUGUAAUGAAAGAAUGUGCAUAUGAGUAAAGUAUUGAGGGAUAUCUGUUACGAUGUGACUCAACUUAUUUUCAGCUUAUCUGGCUGAUAUGAUUCCACAUUUUAACUUUUAAUGUUGUUC